AUGACCGAAAAGAAAGACGCAGAGUCACUCACAGAGCUUGAGCCGGUAGUUUCAUUCACCCAAGAAGAUUUGGAAGACAAACAGAAACAUGUGUUGACAGUUAUUGCUUCACCUGGUGGAAAGGAAAUUGAGAUUACCAACAAUGUUGAUGUGGCUAUGAAAUUUGCUAUCGAACACAAGGGAGAAGCUAAACCAUUGGACUCGGCGACGGACCGAAAGAUAUUGCGCAAGAUUGAUAUGUAUAUACUUCCUGUCAUGUGUUUGUUGUAUUGCUUUCAGUUUAUGGACAAGUUGAGUACCAGUUACAGUGCUAUAUUGGGAUUAAGAACCGAGUUACACAUGGCAGGGGAUAUGUUCAGCUGGACUACGACAUGUUUCUACAUUGGUUACUUGGCAUUUGAGUUUCCUGCUUCAUUACUACUUCAAAGAUUCCCUGUUGCCAAAACUGUGGGUGUAUUCAUUGUAUUGUGGGGAAUGAUUCUUGCCUUGUGCUCGGUUCCAAAAUAUCCUGGUUUCAUUGUGUUGAGAACAAUUAUGGGUAUGUUGGAGCUGUCGAUAACCCCCGCAUUUACCAUACUCACUUCUCAAUGGUACAAGAAAGAAGAACACUUUUCGAGAACCACCUGGUGGUUUGCCUCCAAUGGGUUUGGUACCAUCCUUGGCAGCUUGAUUGCGUAUGGUACAUACAAACACCAAGAUUCAUAUUCACUACCAGCUUGGAAGUUGGUAUUUGUCAUUACUGGAGUUUUGACGAUUUUCUUGGGGUUUGUAAUUAUGCUUCAUAUCCCUGAUACGCCAACUGGAGCAUGGUUUCUUACGGACGAGGAGAAAGUUUUAGUGGUUGAAAGAAUUAGGGGCAAUCAACAAGGGUUUGGUAAUCCAAGGUUCAAGAAGGAGCAAUUCAUUGAGGCAUUGACUGAUCAUCGUACGUGGUUAUUUUUCAUCUUUGCUAUAGCAAACAACAUUCCCAACGGAGGUAUGACAACAUUUAGAACAAUAUUGUUGAAUGAACAAUUUGGCUUUGAUACAGCAGAGGCGCUUUUGAUGCAAAUGCCAUCAGGUGGAGUUGAAAUUGUCGGAUGUGUUUUGUUUGCGUGGUUGCUGCAGUUUAUCAAGUCUCGUAUGUUGAUGACUAUCUUUGUGGCAAUGAUUACGGUCAUGGGGGAGUGCCUAUUGGCUUUUGCACCCACCAAGAGAGGCAAACUUGCCGGGCUUUACAUAUACAAUGUUUUCCCGCUUUGUUUCAUUUGCCUUACGUCACAAAUUUCGUCAUCCGUUGCUGGUCAUACAAAGAAGGUUACCUUCAAUGCCAUUUUUUUGAUAGGUUAUUGUGUGGGGAACUUGGUUGGCCCUCAGAUCUUCUUGGACAGUCAGGCUCCAGUGUACUCUGGAGGUAAAAUUGGGAUCGUAGUUGCAGGAGUUGCCGCUUUAGUGUGUUUGAUUUUAGUCUACAUCUCAUACUAUGUGGAUAACAAGAGACGCGAUGCCUUGCCUCCAGUUGAUAUGAGCAAGAUUGAGAAUUAUGAGUUUGCUGAUUUGACCGACAAACAGAACCCAAACUUUAGAUAUGCUCUUUAG
Molecule: messenger RNA, 1578 nt
Organism: Lodderomyces parapsilosis
Lineage: Eukaryota; Fungi; Ascomycota; Pichiomycetes; Serinales; Debaryomycetaceae
Product: allantoate permease family MFS transporter
Exons: 1
Coding region: 1-1578 (525 amino acids)
Biological process (GO): dipeptide transport; transmembrane transport; allantoate transport
Cellular component (GO): plasma membrane
Molecular function (GO): allantoate transmembrane transporter activity; dipeptide transmembrane transporter activity
Source: RefSeq, a predicted model, not a curated record